Molecule: messenger RNA, 302 nt
Organism: Staurois parvus
Lineage: Eukaryota; Metazoa; Chordata; Amphibia; Anura; Ranidae
Source: the annotation of a GenBank genome assembly
AUUGGGUAUGACUGUGAUCAGGACGCUGAUAUGGGGUAUGGCAGUGAUCAGGACGUUGGUAUGGGGUAUGGCAGUGAUCAGGACAUUGGUAUGAGGUAUGGCAGUGAUCAGGACACUGGUACGGGGUAUGGUGGAUCAGGUAUGCUGGUAUGGGUAUGGUGGUGGUCAAGAUGCUGGUAUGGGGUAUGGUGGUGGUCAAGAUGCUGGUAUGGGGUAUGGCGGUGAUCAGGAUGCUGGUAUGGGGUAUGGUGGUAAUCAAGAUGCUGGUAUGGGGUACGGCGGUGAUCAGGAUGCUGGUAUGG